This is a messenger RNA of Rubroshorea leprosula, 3139 nucleotides long. NCBI's taxonomy places the organism in Eukaryota, Viridiplantae, Streptophyta, Magnoliopsida, Malvales, Dipterocarpaceae. The record is from the annotation of a GenBank genome assembly.
AUAAACUAUUGUCCAUGUAUAAUUGGGUAUAAUGGUUGCCUUUUAGGUGGCUAGAUGGAUGAUGAUUUUGGGUGGAAGGUCCCUUCAACUUGUCUAUGCACUCCUGAUUUUACUGCAUAUGCAAACUUCUGUUGGAUUCGAUUCAACAACUGGUGAUUAUGAAAUUAGGUGCAUAGAGAGCGAAAGACAAGCGCUCCUCGCAUUUAAGCAAAGUCUAGUUGAUGAAUAUGGCACGCUUUCUACAUGGGGCAGUGAAGAAGAGAAAAAAGAGUGUUGCAAAUGGGAAGGAGUUCAAUGUAGUAACACAACCAGGCAUGUCACUGUGCUUGAACUUUCUCUGUUAAGAGGUGGAUCUCUUUCUAAUCAGCUUGCAAACCUCACGAGUUUGCAACAUCUUUCUCUUGGCUAUAAUAACUUCAACAGUGUCAAAAAUCUUGAGUGGCUCUCUUGUCUUUCUUACUUGCAAUUCCUUGAUAUGAGUGGAAUCGACCUUAGUAGGGUUACCAAUAGCUUGCAGCAAGCAAUUAAUAAGCUCCCUUCUCUCACUCACCUUGUUCUAAGAAGCACCAAUUUGACUGCUUCCACAUUCCAAUCGUCAUUAAAAUUCAACAACAGCCCUGUUUCUCUCAUUCCAGAAAAUCUCGGUCACAUAACUAAUCUGGAAUUCUUAGAUCUCAGCUACAACCAAUUUGAAGGAGGGAUUCCAAAAUCCUUUGGGAACCUAUGCAAAUUAACACACCUAGUGCUAUCUAAUAACAAGCUUGACGGAAUGCUUCCUGAAAUCAUGGGUAAUAUAUCAGGAUGUCUACAAGUCUCUUUAGGAUCUUUGAUUUUGGAUGGAAAUAAAAUCAAGGGACCCUUUCCUGAUAUGAUAAAAAACUUCUCAUCACUGGUAGAAUUGACUCUUUCCAACAAUCAACUAAGCGGGACUUUGCCCAAAAGUAUUGGGCUUCUGUCAAAGCUUGGUUCCUUAAAUAUUUCUUCCAAUUCUUUUAAUGGAGUGAUCACUGAAGCAUACUUCUUAACACUAUCUAAGUUACGGUUCUUGGACAUGUCUUUUAAUCCUCUUAACAUCAACUUUAGCCGUGAUUGGAUUCCUCCAUUCCAGUUGAAUUAUCUAGGACUUCAGUCGUGCAAGUUAGGCCCAAAGUUUCCAAGCUGGUUAAAGACCCAAAGAGAACUUUCUAUUCUUGAUAUCUCUAGAAAUGAGAUUUCAGAUAGCAUCCCAGAGUGGUUUUGGAACCUAACUUCUACAGCAUUUCAAAUAGAUCUUUCUUCUAAUCAGAUCCAUGGAGUUUUGCCAAAUUUGUCAACUACAAAAUUUCCUGAUUCUUUUAGCCUUGGGAUAGAUUUGAGUAAAAAUAGGUUGGAGGGUCUAUUUCCAGUAUUCCCUACUAAUGUCACAUACAUAAACCUAUCAGAAAAUAGGUUUUCUGGGUCAAUUUCUUCUCUCUGUACUAUAAAUGCUGAGAUCCUUCAAUUUGUUGAUGUUUCGAGCAAUCAAUUAUCCGGAGAGCUUCCUGAUUGCAUGGCGCGAUGGACAAGUCUAGUGAUUCUUAAUUUGGCUAAUAAUCAUUUACUUGGAAAAAUUCCAAGCUUUAUUGGAUCUCUGUCUCUUUUGGGGUCGUUAGGUUUGCAAAACAACAGUUUAUCUGGAGAAAUACCUUGGUCUCUAGGAAAUUGCAGUGCCUUGCAAUUUUUGGACUUGAGUUAUAAUAGCUUCUCUGGAAUAAUACCAACUUGGAUUGGAGAAAGGCUGAGUUCACUAGCUUUCCUCCUUCUGAGAUCCAAUAAUUUCAGUGGAGACAUCCCUUUGCAGCUAUGUUGGUUGACAAAUAUUAUCUUGCUGGACCUCUCCAACAACAAUCUAUAUGGAAGCAUACCCAGGUGCAUCCAGAAUCUAACGGCAUUAGCUCAGAAGGAGAGUUCAACCCGUUAUUAUCUUUUUAACAAUUCAAAUAUUGUUGGUACUGCCUGGUAUUCCGGAACAUACGCUGACAAAGCAUCUGUAAUGUGGAAAGGUAUGGAGCGUGAUUAUGGGAAUGGAAAUCUCAAGAAUCUCAGGAUCGUUGAUCUUUCAGGCAACAAAUUAACAGGAGAGAUUCCUGUCCAGAUAUCGGUUCUCCUUGAACUAGUUCAAUUGAACUUAUCAAGAAAUCAGUUGACAGGAAGGAUUCCCUCAGAUAUUGGGCAAAUGAGACAGUUAGAAUCUCUCGAUCUGUCACAAAACCAGCUUUCAGGUCAUCUUCCUGGGAGCAUGUCCCAAUUAAAUUUUCUCAGCACUUUGAAUCUGUCAUACAACAACUUUUCAGGGAGAAUCCCAUUAUCAACCCAAAUUCAGUCCUUUAAUGCUUCUGCAUUUGUUGGUAAUCCUUCGCUCUGUGGACUUCCUCUGACACCAACUUGCGCGGGAGAUGAAAAACCAAAGAGCAAACCAACAGACAGUGGUGGCAAAGACAAUCAAGAAGACAGAUCUGAAUUCUGGAAAUCAUUUACACUGGGAAUGGAACUUGGAGCAGCAAUUGGAUUUGUGGGAGUUCUGGCUGUGAAGUUAGAUCAUCCAUGGAAACAUCUUUGUUUCCUAUUGUUCAACAACGUGAGGGUCCGACUCAGCAACUUGAAGGACUGCCUUUAUUUGCUUGUAGCAGCAGUUGGUUUCGUGGUGAGAGAGCAUGUAUCCAGAUGGGGAAGAAAGUUGAAGUUGUUUGAGCCAUCAGUCUCUUCCUAGGGGCCGGAAAAGGUCGGUACACAUUUUUGCUAAUCUUGUUAAACAUCUUCAUUACUUAAUUAUAAAAACCAUACCAAACCAAAUAACCUCAUCUUAUUGUUGCUUUUCAGGUUCAAGCAUGUUGCAUGGAUGUCUUCUUCUCUUUCAACGUCAAUAAGUCCAAGCUGAGCAGGGCAUUGUUUCUUCCUUAAUUUUUCAGUUGUUUGGGUGAAAGGUCUGUUUGAAUUAAAUGUUUUGUGCUUCUUUUUUUUUUUUUUUUUUAUCAUCUAUUUUGUAAUAAUUUGCUUGAAACUGAUAUGCAAUAUGGAUUUGUAGUGUGUAAUUUAAACAAGUUCGAUGUUUUCAUUUUCCAUUUUUAAUUGAAUUCCAAAUUUGCGUAGGUUAUAAAAGUUAUAAAAUUUAGAUGAUCUU